Molecule: messenger RNA, 1429 nt
Organism: Neogale vison (American mink)
Lineage: Eukaryota; Metazoa; Chordata; Mammalia; Carnivora; Mustelidae
Product: cysteine-rich secretory protein 2-like
Exons: 9
Coding region: 117-902 (261 amino acids)
Cellular component (GO): extracellular region
Source: RefSeq, a predicted model, not a curated record
CACAGCAAAGGGGACAUCUAAGGACAUCUCUUGAGCUGAAGAAAAGCCAUUAAAAAAAAAAAAAGGCAUGUGGAGAAUCACAAGAUAUUGCCAAAACUGCAGUUAGACAAUCAGCAAUGAGACUAUUGAUAAAGCCGAUGCUUCACCUGGUUCUGAGAAUCAACACAAUGGUCUUAUUCCUGGAGUUGCUGUUCCUGGCUGUUGUGCUGCUUCCAUUCUUUUCUGCAAAUGGACAGGAUCCGUCCUUUAGAACUUUGUUAACCACUCAAAAGCAAGUCCAAGAAAAGAUUGUAAAUAAACACAAUGAACUAAGGAAAUCAGUCUCUCCACCUGCCAGCAACAUGCUAAAGAUGGAAUGGAGCACAGAAGCAGCAGCAAAUGCCCAAAAGUGGGCAAACAAGUGCACUUUAGAACACAGUGUGCCAGAGGACCGAAAAACCAAUACAAAAUGUGGUGAGAAUCUCUUUAUGUCAAGUUACCCUGCUUCCUGGUCAGAUGCAAUCCAAAACUGGUAUGAUGAGCACCAUGAUUUUGUCUACGGUGUAGGACCAAAGAGUUCCAAUGCAGUUGUUGGACAUUACACCCAGGUUGUAUGGUAUUCUUCUUACCAUGUUGGAUGUGGGGUUGCCUAUUGUCCCAAUCAAAAAACUCUAAGAUACUACUAUGUUUGCCAAUAUUGUCCUGCUGGUAAUAUUAUUAGCAAGAUAAAUACCCCUUACCUGAAAGGAAAAACUUGUGCCAGCUGUCCUCAUCACUGUGUCAAUGGACUCUGCACCAACAGUUGUGAACAUAAAAAUGAAUUUUCUAACUGUAAUGUGUUGAAGAAAAACUAUAGCUGUGAACAUGAUUUUGUCAAGAAAAAUUGCAAGGCUUCCUGCGAAUGUGAAGACAAAAUUUACUAAAUGCCAAUACAGACUGAGCAGGGCUAAGGGAAGGAGAACGGCAUCAUCUACUUAGAUUUGACAUUAGCACAGAUGUAAGCGUGUUAGCUAUAAAUUUUAUUCCAAAUAAUAAGGCUUUUUCUCUUGGAUCUACUUUUUAUUUUACAGAAAUCUCUUUCAUACAAAGGAUUAAAAAAUAACAUAAUCCAUGAUUAUCUGUUGCUCAUGCAAAAAUCAUGAGCAAAAAGGAAAUUCCGAGAAAGCAUUACAGGCCAGAAGAGACUACGAAAACAUGAGAACUAAAUGGAGUGUGGUCUCCUGGAUCAGAUCCUUGAACACAAAAAGGUCAUUAGUGGGAAAAAAUGGUGAGAUCUGAAUAGAGUCUGAAUUGGUUUUGAUAGUAACACCCAUUACUUACCCUUGACAAAUACCAGAGUAAUGCAAGAUGAUGAUUAUUAGGGGAAACUAAAGCUGGGUGAAGGGUAUAUGGGAAUUCUCUGUACUAUCUUAGCAAAGUUUCUGUAAAUCUAAAAGUACUCCAAAAUAAA